Olea europaea var. sylvestris is the source of this 1506-nucleotide messenger RNA. RefSeq lists its product as uncharacterized. The coding region runs from base 169 to 567 and encodes 132 amino acids. NCBI's taxonomy places the organism in Eukaryota, Viridiplantae, Streptophyta, Magnoliopsida, Lamiales, Oleaceae. Gene Ontology annotation, biological process: response to oxidative stress; mitochondrial respiratory chain complex I assembly. Gene Ontology annotation, cellular component: membrane. The transcript is spliced from 6 exons. The record is from RefSeq and is a predicted model, not a curated record.
GUUUCUCUUACAUUGAUACAAACCUUUGUCAAAAGGACAGCGUUUUAGCAACAUCGAUUAUAUACAAAUACACCAGUCCUUUCUGUUGAAUUCGAAUUCAAUUCAAUCCCGCAUCUCCUCAACGGAACAAAUUCGUAAUCCCCAAUAUUGAUCAUUUGUAACUGGGCGAUGUCUCGGCUGUGGGCAAGGGUUGCAGGGCUAUUCAGUAGCAGAACAUUAGUGGGAAUGGACAAAAGCGGUAAUCGUUAUUUCGCUAGAACUGAAGAAAUCGAUGGUAUCAUGAAGGAGAAAAGGUGGGUCGUAUUUAAAGGAGAGCAGGAUCCCACAAGUGUUCCAGUUGAAUGGAUAUGCUGGCUUAAUGGACAGCGGAAAAGAGCUCCCACACCAGAGGAACUGGCUGAGCUGGAGGCAAGAAGAGAACGUGUUAGACAUAGUGUUGCUAUGCUCAAGAAGGAAGAAGAGGAAAGAAAAGCCAAAGAGGGCAAAACCGUGAGCACGGGUAAAGGUGCAGGGCCAGACUUAAAAAGUUUUAUUAGGCAAUUUCCUGUUGAUUCAGAAGGUAACUAAUGCUCUUAAUCUAUUUAAUUGGUUCUUAGUUUCCUUUUAGAGUUUUCUAUCUCAAAUCAAGGAGUACAAAAGUAGCUGCAGUGUUGGAGAUUUACUUAAAUUUAUUAUACAUAGGUGGCUAUGGAUAUAGAUGUUGAUUUUAAUGUGCAUGUAGCACCAUUAAGUUAAUGACAUAAGAUGAUCACGUACUUCUCGUAAGUUGUCACUCAAAUGCUCUCUUAUCUCUGUGAUUUACAGUUCCUCCAAUUCAAAAUUUGGAAUAACUUUCAACUUUUGAAAUCAAAAUGGUCCAAUUGCUGAUGGCUUUAUAUAGAACUACAUUUGAGAUUUGGGGAAAUAAAGCACUUGUUUAUUGAAAUUUAAAUUUGGGGAUAUUGGUCACUGACAAACUUGGAGAACAAUGUCAAAUUCCUGAAUUGUAUCGGCUUAAGUUUACAGAUUAUAGAUUCUUAAUUUCUUCAUUUGAAUUGAUUGUUGUUCCUGUGUGCACGUGUAACUCUUUGGCUAAAUGAGUUUGGAAAAUCUAAAGUUUACUCUUAAUGACUGUCAACUUUUGAUUUGCCAACUUGGCCUAAAUUUUGGUCGUGCUAACUCUUGGUUUCGUUGACAAUGAUCCCUGACAAAUGUGGUUUUACCUUUUCUCACUCCUAUGUACUGCUUUAGUCACUGGAUAUAUAUAAAUUUCGUGGUUCCCCUUAUUUUCCCUUGGGCAUUAUUAUACUAAUGUCUUGUGGUGUAUGACAACAAGCCAAACAUUAUUCUAAAUAAACUUGGGGGUUGAUUAUAUAGAUUUGUUAUUGCCACUGAAUCAGAUAUAGGUCCAAUGAGAUGAACUUUUGGCAACCAUGUCUGGUCAUGCUAAUUUUGAUCUAGAUCUCUUCUUUUAAAUUGUUUUACUUGAUCACCCUAGUUUUGUGACCAUGUGUCUCUUGUGGUAUA